UGUUUUUCCCUAUUAAAGGGACCAUUGGUUUCCUCAUUUUUCCCAAACACAUUACACAUACAUUUCCAAAUGGCUCUUUCUUUAGCACUUCCGGCCGUGUCAAUAUUUCUUAUCUUCAUUGCUUACAAUUUCUACCGCCGGUUGAAAGCCAAGCUACCGCCGGGUCCACGACCGUGGCCUAUCAUCGGAAACCUCUACGAUAUAAAGCCGAUAAGGUUCCGAUGCUUCGCAGAGUGGUCGGAAAUAUAUGGUCCUAUUUUCUCAUUCUACCUUGGUUCACAACUAAAUGUUGUGAUAAAUAAUGCAACACUUGCUAAGGAAGUAUUGAAAGAUAAUGACCAAAAUUUGGCUGAUAGGUUUAGGACUAAACCAUUGGCAAAUGUGAGUAGAAAUGGGAGUGAUUUGAUUUGGGCUGAUUAUGGACAUCAUUAUGUGAAAGUGAGAAAACUAUGCAAUCUUGAACUUUUUACUACUAAGAGAAUUGAAGCUCUUAGAUCAAUAAGAGAAGAUGAAGUCACUUCCAUGAUCCAUGACAUCUUUAGAGACUCUAAAAAGCAAGGCAAUGUAGGUAAAAGCUUGAUAAUAAGGAGCUACUUAGGAUUAGUAGCAUUCAACAACAUAACAAGGCUAACAUUUGGUAAGAGGUUUAUGGAUUCACAGGGUAAGGUUGAUGAUCAAGGUAAAGAACUCAAAGAGAUAGUCUCCAAUGGGAUGAAGAUUGGAGGAAAACUUAAUCUAGGUGACUUUGUUCCAUGGCUAAGUUGUUUUUUCAAGGAUGAUAAUGAAGCUCUCAAGGCUCAAGAUAGUCAUGUGGAUAGGUUUACUAGGGUUAUUAUGGAAGAACACACUCUUGCAAGGAAGAAAACUGGUGAAACCAAACAACACUUUGUUGAUGCUUUGCUUACACUACAAAAAGAAUAUGAGCUGAGUGAUGACACCGUUAUUGGCCUUCUUUGGGAUAUGAUAACAGCAGGAAUGGAUACAGUAGCUAUAACAGUUGAAUGGGCUAUGGCAGAACUAGUAAAAAAUACAAGGGUUCAACAAAAGGCCCAAGAAGAAUUGGAUCGGAUUAUCGGGUCAAACCGUGUCAUAACUGAAUCAGAUUUGUCCAAGCUCUCCUACCUACAAAAUGUAGUUAAGGAAUCACUAAGAUUACACCCUCCAACUCCACUAAUGCUACCUCACAUGGCUAGUGCAAAUGUCAGAAUUGGUGGUUACAACAUUCCUAAAGGUACAAUUGUACAUGUUAAUGUUUGGGCACUUGGACGUGACCCAAAAGUAUGGAAGGAACCUUUGCAAUUUAGACCUGAAAGAUUCAUUGAAGAGGAUAUUGACAUGAAAGGUCAUGAUUUUCGACUUUUACCAUUUGGUGCUGGUAGACGUAGUUGUCCUGGUACUAAUCUUGCUAUCAAUAUGGUUACCUCUAUGUUAGCUCACUUGUUACACCAUUUUAAAUGGUCACCACCACCUGAGCGCGAGGACAUCGACAUGUUGGAGAGUCCUGGAACUGUCACUUACAUGAGAACGCCUCUAGAAGCUGUUCCUACUCCUAGAUUGCCUGCAAACUUGUAUGAACGUGGUCCUAUUGUUAUAUAACAUCUUCUCAUGAUGUUACACUCAUCCUUUUUUUUACGUUUUUUGAUGUUGUUUGACAUAUCUUGGACUUAACUAAUUUAUUGUUAUUUGAACUAUGAUAAAA
This is a messenger RNA of Solanum dulcamara, 1699 nucleotides long. RefSeq names its product cytochrome P450 98A2-like. The record is from RefSeq and is a predicted model, not a curated record. Gene Ontology annotation, molecular function: iron ion binding; heme binding; monooxygenase activity. Bases 70 to 1596 code for a protein of 508 amino acids. Lineage: Eukaryota; Viridiplantae; Streptophyta; Magnoliopsida; Solanales; Solanaceae. The transcript has 3 exons.